Humulus lupulus (European hop) is the source of this 405-nucleotide messenger RNA. RefSeq lists its product as uncharacterized. The transcript is spliced from 4 exons. Lineage: Eukaryota; Viridiplantae; Streptophyta; Magnoliopsida; Rosales; Cannabaceae. The coding region runs from base 1 to 405 and encodes 134 amino acids. The record is from RefSeq and is a predicted model, not a curated record.
AUGUACUGUGUAGUUUUAACUGUGAGUAUAAUACCUUUCUUCUGCAAAUGCAUCUAUCCACACAAGUCUAUUGUUGUAUUAGCUGGUCUUCUUAGGAUAUUUGGUCAUGAGGUAGCCGAGCUUCCCAUAGUGGCGACAACUAGAGAACACCAAGGGAAAGGCUAUUUCCAAGUAUUAUUUUCAUGUAUAGAGAAGUUGUUGGUUUCCCUGAAUGUGGAAAACAUUGUGCUUCCUACUACUGAGGAAGCAGAGUCAAUCUGGACAAACAAGUUUGGAUUCACAAAGAUGAGUGAUGAUCGACUGUCAAAGUAUAUGAGAGAGGUGCAGUUUACAAUUUUCAAGGGAACAUCCAUGAUAGAAAAGGCAGCGCAGCAGCAACAACACAUAAUAAUACCACCAGAAUAG